UUCUAUCUUUUCUGAUAUAUUCUAACGAUGGCGCGUAUCUUUGCACCUGCACGGACACGCUCGAAUGUGGCCGUUUUCACGUUUAUUGCACUGUGGGGAUGUGCGCUCUCCAUCACCCGCUACUCUAUUCCGGAGGAGAUGGAAGAGGGCUCCUUUGUUGCCAACCUGGCCACGGAUCUGGGUCUGGAUGUUCGGAGCCUGGUGCAGCGCAGCGCGAAGCUUGAUGUCAUCCACAGCAAAAACUACCUCGACAUCAACAAAGAGACGGGGGAGCUGAUCAUCCGCGAGCGGAUCGACAGGGAGAGCAUCUGCACGACCAAGACAACCUCGUGCUUUCUGAAAAUGGACGUCAUCCUCGAGAACCCCAUUCGCAUUUUCAACAUCGAGCUGGAGAUCAUGGACAUUAAUGACAACGCGCCCGUGUUUCGCAGGAAGACGAUGCCCUUGGACAUUUCGGAGGCGACCCCUCCCGGUGAGAGGUUUUCAUUGACAAACGCCGUGGAUGCGGACGUGGGGGCCAAUUCAAUCAAGACCUACUAUCUCAGCGAGAGCGAAUACUUUGUCAUCGACAUACAAACUGGCAGCGAUGGUUCCAAAUAUGUCGAUUUGGUCCUCAGCGGUAAUUUAGACCGAGAGGAGCAUUCAGUUCAUAAUCUGAUUUUAACCGCUGUGGAUGGAGGGUUGCCUCCCCGCUCCGGCACAGCCAACAUCAUCAUUAAUGUCCUGGAUAUCAAUGACAACGCCCCCCUGUUCAGUCAGCCGGUGUUUGCAGUGAACAUGUCAGAGAACACGGCUGCGGGGACGGUGGUCUUGAAGUUAAACGCGUCAGACUUGGAUGAGGGCUCAAACGCCCAGUUGAUCUACUCAUACACACUGUACACCUCAGAGAAGACCCAGGAGCUCUUCUCCCUCGAUCCAGACUCAGGUGAAAUCCGGGUGAAGGGGGUGAUCGACUAUGAAGAGAUUCAAAGUUUUGAGAUGCACAUACAGGCUCAGGACAGAGGGGCCAACCCGCUGUCCGGCCAUUGCAAAGUGAUGGUGUUCAUCACCGACGUGAACGAUAACUACCCCGAGGUGACAGUGAAGUCUCUGAAAAGUGCACUGACCGAGGAUGUCUCUGUGGGGGCGCUGAUCGCGGUGGUCACCGUCAGCGACAGGGACUCGGGAGCCAACGGUGAAGUGGAGCUCACCUUGAGUCAACAGAGAACCUUACCGUUCGUUCUCAACAAAUCCUCGGAGGGUUACUUUGAGCUGCUGCUCUCAAAGCCUCUGGACAGAGAGCUCAUAAGCAAAUAUGAAAUCAUACUGAGGGUGACAGACAAAGGCUCGCCGCCCCUGUGUGAAAACGAAACCAUCACCUUAGAUAUUCUUGAUGUCAAUGACAAUGCACCCAUGUUCUCUCAGUCCUUCUACACAAUCCACGUGGUGGAGAACAACGUACCAGGGGCGCUGCUGACAUCUCUAAGUGCAUUAGACCCCGAUCUAAAUGAGAACCAGUACUUGGUCUAUUUCAUAAUGGAGAAGGAGAUUGUCAACACGUCUAUGUCAAUGCUGUUCUCCAUCAACCCUGAGAACGGGGACCUGUAUGCCCUGAAGACCUUUGACUAUGAGCGGGAGAGGGAGUUCCUCUUCCACAUCGAGGCCAGAGACUCUGGUGUUCCCCCACUGAGCAGCAAUGUGACAGUUCACAUCAUCAUUCUGGACCAAAACGACAACACUCCGCUCAUAGUAGCACCGUGGCGGGCGCGGGGCUCCUUGAUAGAGGAGGUGAUCCCCAGGUCCACAGACAAGGGCCACUUGGUCACCAAAGUGAUUGCUAUUGAUGCGGAUUCGGAGCAGAACGCGAGGGUCACAUACCAGCUCCUGCAGAUCACUGACUCGUCCCUCUUCAGUCUUGAUCAGUAUAACGGUGAAAUCCGGACGACGAGGAUGUUCAGCUACAGAGACCCAAGACAACAGCGGCUUGUCAUCGUUGCCAAAGACAAUGGCCAACCUGCGCUCUCUGCCACUGUCACCAUCAAGAUAUCCACAGUAGAGCACGUCAGGUCCUUUUCAGAGACUACAGAGAUGCCACUAGAAUAUGACCUCUUCACAGACCUAAACUUGUACUUGGUGAUCGGUUUAGGAGCUGUGUCAUUUCUGCUACUGAUAACCAUCCUGGUUAUUAUUGUGCUGAAGUGUCAAAAACCAAAGCCGAAGGUGCUAAAGAUGCCCCCGGCCAAUAGGAACAGCGUGAUCAGCAGAAACAGCAUGAUCAGCCAGAGGAGCUCCACCAUCGCAGACUCCACCCUGAUCUCCAGCGAUGCCUACUGGUACAGUUUGUUCCUCGCAGAGACCAGGAAAGGCAAAGUGGUGAUGAGACAGCCCAUAAUCCCAAAAGGAGCUGGGUACUUUGUGUCCAGUAUACCCAGGAGCAUAGGGCCAAGUGAGACCACAGACUCCAGAGCGUCCACACUGGAGUACUCAAAAUGAAAGGAAGUCCAUUCUACAACUGGAGCAGGAACCCAGGAGAGAACUGCCAUGAUAUAAUCAUCUCUUCGUGGGAAGCUUUGGCUGAAACUCUCCCCCUGUGACUCGCAAAAGAAGAAGAUGUCCUCCCCCAGUCUCUCGGCUCCAAAGCUCCUUUCUUUCAAGUUCCUCAAAACCCCCCCGCCCCAUACGAACAUCGACCACCAAUCGCCUCAGCUUUCUACCUGUUUUUUUCUUUCUCUUCUAAGCAUGAAUCUGCAUGAUUCUACAAAGUAUUUUCAAGUAUUCGGAAAAUAGGAAAAUUUGAAUCAUUCAUGGCAGAAUAUCUGGACGUUACUAGAGUGGCCUCAUGUAGUAAAUCCCCCUUCUCCUCAAUGCUUUGAAGCUCCUCAGUGGACGAACUUGCCUUCUCUCCAGGGUCACAUUAUGUGCCGUAUCGUUCUUAAAACCAUCUGUAGGGUCACGAUCAUGCAACAUUUCUUCAGCAAACACCUCUAAUUAUAAAUACACAUGAAACAGGGUGAUAUGAUAUGAUUCUUCCAUAAACCUGGUAAAUACAUAACUGUAGCUGGUUUUGUCAUUGAUUCAGGCUUUUGCACUUGGUAUUUAUCUUUCGUUCCUUUUCUUUUUUUGAUAAAACAAUUCUACUGUAUUAUGAGUCUCGCUGUUUACAGAGGCUCGUUCAACUAAUAACUUUACAAUGACAAUAAUUGGUGAUAAGGUUUUUUUUUUUUUUACAAUGUUUUUUGUUCUAACAGUGACGAAUGUGAGAAAAUGACAAAAAGACAAUGAAAGAAAACAAAACUGUAAAAAAGAGGUAAAAAACAAACAGGAGAUACAUAAGGUGUGUCUCAAGUGCUGGGCUGCAUCCUCUGGAGGAGGAGAUCUACGACUGAGAGGGCCGGACCGACAAGUGACGGUCUGGUCACGAUUUCCUUGCUUGUCAUCGGCUUGUCCCACCCCCAUCGCUGUUGCCUAGCAACGGAGGUGCAGUUGGACGCUCCAAGGAAGUUUGGCUGUCCUUUGGAUGUUAGGUUGAGUUGAAGCAUUAGUCGUCUUGUCGCCGACCGGCGCCACUACUUCUUUGAAAAAUUGUUUGUCACUAAAGCGCAAUGAACCCUGGGAAUGGUUGGGCCAGGAAGGAUUCUCCCGUUGGACCCUUCUUUUCUUUAGGAUGGAAGGAAUUGUGGUCGUCUGCAGUUGAAACAACCUUCCUAAUAGGUCGGCCUAGUCGUGCAGCUGUGCAGCCUCCGAAGGAUGCAGGCCCUGAAUUGAGACACAGACUUUUUAUUUGAUUGUAGAUAAUGCAGUUCUAUAGAUUUCUGACACCUGCAGAAGUGCAGUUCAUACUUU
This is a messenger RNA of Platichthys flesus (European flounder), 3822 nucleotides long. Its product is annotated as protocadherin alpha-C2-like. NCBI's taxonomy places the organism in Eukaryota, Metazoa, Chordata, Actinopteri, Pleuronectiformes, Pleuronectidae. Gene Ontology annotation, biological process: homophilic cell-cell adhesion. Bases 28 to 2472 code for a protein of 814 amino acids. The record is from RefSeq and is a predicted model, not a curated record. Gene Ontology annotation, cellular component: plasma membrane. Gene Ontology annotation, molecular function: calcium ion binding. The transcript is spliced from 3 exons.